GGCGGGGGGCGGGGCGGGGCGGGCGGCCGGGAGCGGGGCGGCCGAGCCGGGCCGAGCGCGGAGCCGACGGGGCCCGACAUGGGCAACGCCGCCGCCGCCAAGAAGGGCGGGGAGCUGGAGAGCGUGAAGGAGUUUUUGGCCCGGGCCAAGGAGGAUUUUCUCAAAAAAUGGGAAAACCCGGCCCAGAACACGGCCAGCCUGGAGCAGUUCGAGCGCAUCCGCACGCUGGGGACGGGCUCCUUCGGGCGUGUCAUGCUGGUGCGGCACCGGGAGACGGGGCACCACUACGCCAUGAAGAUCCUCGAUAAACAGAAGGUGGUGAAGCUGAAGCAGAUCGAGCACACGCUGAACGAGAAGCGGAUCCUUCAGGCCGUCACCUUCCCCUUCCUCGUGCGCCUCGAGUACUCCUUCAAGGACAACUCCAACCUGUACAUGGUGAUGGAGUAUCCCGGGGGGGAGAUGUUCUCCCACCUCCGCCGCAUCGGCCGCUUCAGCGAACCCCACGCCCGCUUCUACGCGGCCCAAAUCGUGCUGACCUUCGAGUACCUGCACGCGCUCGACCUCAUCUACCGCGACCUGAAACCCGAGAACCUGCUCAUCGACCAGCAGGGCUACAUCGAGGUGACAGAUUUCGGCUUCGCCAAGCGGGUGAAGGGCCGGACCUGGACGCUCUGCGGCACCCCCGAGUACCUGGCACCCGAAAUCAUCCUCAGCAAGGGGUACAAUAAGGCUGUGGACUGGUGGGCCCUGGGGGUCCUCAUCUACGAGAUGGCGGCCGGGUACCCCCCUUUCUUCGCCGACCAGCCCAUCCAGAUCUACGAGAAGAUCGUCUCGGGGAAGGUGCGGUUCCCCUCGCACUUCAGCUCGGACCUGAAGGACCUCCUGCGCAACCUGCUCCAGGUCGACCUGACCAAGCGCUUCGGGAACCUCCGCAACGGCGUCGCCGACAUCAAGGGUCACAAGUGGUUCUCCACCACCGACUGGAUCGCCAUCUACCAGCGCAAGGUGGAAGCCCCCUUCGUGCCCAAGUGCAAAGGCCCCGGCGACACCAGUAACUUCGACGAGUACGAGGAGGAGGAGAUCCGCGUCUCCCUCACCGACCGCUGCGCCAAGGAGUUCGCCGACUUCUAGGGGGGUGGGGGGCCCCCCAAAACCCCGGGGGGGGGGGGGCGAGGCGGGUGGAGGGCUUCAAACCCCCCCCCCCCCCCCUCCAGGGGGUAAAACACCCCCCGCCCCGGGGCGGGGGAACGACCUCGCAGCGGUGAGCAGCGGGGCUGCCGACCCCCGCCUGGCCGCGCUGCGCCCUGGGAGCGGGGGGGGGGGGCGUUUUGGGGGUGCCCCCCCCCCACCCGCUAUGGGGUAAUUUUGGGGUGCUCCCCCCCACACCCCGCCAUGGGGUAAUUUUGGGGGUGACCCCACCCCCGAGUACCCAAGGGGCCGCAUUUGCCCCCUCCCGGGGUAAUUCAGGGACUAGAUUUGUGUCCCCCCCCAGGGUAAUUUGGGGGGCUAGAUUUGCCCCCCCCCCCCGGGGUAAUUCAGGGGUUGUAUUUGCCCCCCUCGGGCUAAUAUUGGGGUGCGCUUGCACCCCCCGAUAAUAUAGGGGGAGGAUUUGCCCCCCCCCCAGUGGUAAGUGGGGUGUUUUACUACCCCUGGGGUAAUUUAUAGGUUGUAUUUAACCCCGGGGGGGGGCAAUUCAGAGCCCCCCCCAGGUUUGGGGGGGGGAAUCCCCCCCCGGGGUGAUUGGGGGGCAAUUUGCCCCCCCAAAGGGUAACUAAGGGGGGUAUUUUCCCCCCCAAAAGGGUAAUUAAGGGGGGUUUUGCCCCCCCCAGGGUAAUUAAGGGGGAGAGUUUGUCCCCCCCAGGGUAAUUCAGGGGUAAUUUGCCCCCCCCCCCCCCGGGGGCUCUGGGGGGUUAUUUGCCCCCAGGGGAUGCUGGGGGGGGGAGCCCCCCACUUUUACCCUCCAGGGGUCCCCCAACCCCCCUAUUUUUAACGGGGGAGGGGCAGGGUUUGACUGUCCUUCCCCUGCCCCCCCCCAUUUUAAGGUAAUGGUUUUAGCCCCAAAAUGUGAGGGGGUGGGGGGGGAGGGGGUGGGGGGCAGGAUUAGGGGCUCCCCGGAGGUGGGUAUGAUGGGGGGGGUCCCCAAAACCCCAGGGGGGGGCCCAACUCCCCCCCCAAGGUCUCUGUUGUAAAGAUAUUUGAGACAAAUCCAAUAAAAUUUUGUUUAAAAA
Phalacrocorax carbo (great cormorant) is the source of this 2228-nucleotide messenger RNA. The record is from RefSeq and is a predicted model, not a curated record. NCBI's taxonomy places the organism in Eukaryota, Metazoa, Chordata, Aves, Suliformes, Phalacrocoracidae.